CCAUCCCACCCUUGACAUCAACGCUGGGUCACAGAUGGGCUUCAGCACUCCUGACGUGACCGUGAAAAAUGGAAAACGACACACCGCAGCCGACGCGUUCCUGAGACCCAACCUGCAGCGCCCGAACCUGCGCCUGCAAAGCGGCUCGCAGGUCACUAAGAUCAUAUUUGAUGCUGAUUUGAGGGCCACUGGAGUGGAAUACAAGCAAGGCAGGCGGAUAAAACGUGCUUUCGCGCGCAAAGAAGUGGUGGUGUGCGCGGGUGCCAUCGACAGCCCCAAGCUGCUCCUGCUCUCCGGCAUCGGCCCCCAGCAACACCUACGCAGCCUCGACAUCAAAACUCUGGUCGACUCCCCGGGUGUCGGGCAGAACUUGCAAGAUCAUCCUUCAUUGCUUGGGCUCUCAUGGAGCACUCCUAAGGGCCGGGGCAGUUCCUUGAAGCGUGUGUUAGGACCUUCGUCACAGCUGCUUUACAAGCGCAGCAGGAAAGGUCCCUUGAGCGCACCGUUUGGAGUUGAAGGGAACGCGUGGAUGCGACUCGAUGAUGGGGGAGACCCAACUGUUCCUGACAUGCAAUUCCUGAUCGUGGCACUGCAAGCAGGAGUUGAUUAUGGUUUUUUGCUUUCACAAGCAAUUGAAUUUAAGGAAGAGGUAUACCGAGAAUAUUUUGCGCCGUACCAGGGCCGGGAGGGUUUCGGUAUCGGCCCUAUGCUGACCGUGCCCAAGAGUCGCGGCUCAGUCACUCUGCGCUCCAGCGAUCCCUUCGACCAGCCGCUCAUAGACCCAAAUUUCUUGAGUCACCCCGACGAUAUGGAGCUUUUCUUGAAAGGCAUCAAGUUCGCUCUGUCCAUCGGCAAUACAACGGCGAUGCGGGACGGCAUCGGCGCCACGUUUAACGACAAGCCACUACCAGGCUGCCAGACUCACCCCUGGGGCUCAGACGACUACUGGCGCUGCUUCACCCGCCACAUGGCCUCCACCACCUACCACCCAGCCGGCACCUGCAAGAUGGCACCCCUCACUGACCCCCUCGGUGUCGUCACCUCCACGCUCAAAGUUCGUGGAGUGAGUGGACUGCGUGUGAUUGACACAUCCAUCAUGCCUUUCAUCACUUCAGCGAACACGAACGCACCGGCCAUCAUGAUCGGCGAACGCGGAGCGGAUUUCAUCAAAGAAGAUCACGGUGCCCUCGUUGACAAAUGACAAAGUUCUGGAAACAGUAUUAUUUAUUUAAUUGAAGAUAACUUUUAGGAUUUAAUUAUGCGCUUUCUUGGCAACAUAACGUGUAUCGUGUUUGAAUUUAAAGUUUUAUAAGUUCAGGUAUAGAAAAUUGUAA
This is a messenger RNA of Hyalella azteca, 1334 nucleotides long. Its product is annotated as glucose dehydrogenase [FAD, quinone]-like. The record is from RefSeq and is a predicted model, not a curated record. Lineage: Eukaryota; Metazoa; Arthropoda; Malacostraca; Amphipoda; Hyalellidae. Bases 35 to 1201 code for a protein of 388 amino acids. The transcript is spliced from 11 exons. Gene Ontology annotation, molecular function: flavin adenine dinucleotide binding; oxidoreductase activity, acting on CH-OH group of donors.